Messenger RNA from Sipha flava (yellow sugarcane aphid), 1335 nucleotides. RefSeq lists its product as uncharacterized. Bases 572 to 1270 code for a protein of 232 amino acids. Gene Ontology annotation, biological process: regulation of tube size, open tracheal system; septate junction assembly. The transcript is spliced from 5 exons. The record is from RefSeq and is a predicted model, not a curated record. Gene Ontology annotation, cellular component: septate junction; membrane. NCBI's taxonomy places the organism in Eukaryota, Metazoa, Arthropoda, Insecta, Hemiptera, Aphididae.
CGCGUCGCUUUUCCAGAUAAACAAAACCGUAAUCAACACUCGCGCGUUCGCCCGUCUUCUGUUUUUCUUGUCGUAAUUUUUUCUCUCCAUCAACAAAUUGUUUACAUAUAGUUCCUUUUUUUUUUUUUUUUGCCUUCGAAUUUCUUGCACGUCAUUGCGCUCCGGUGGCAGUGCGGCGUAUUCUUUUUUCCUCGGGCGUUGCUCCGACGUCCACCUCUGAUCGUCCGUCACGCCGUGUGUGCCCGUUUGCAGUGUGCGCGAUCCCCGUUAUCCGGGGGAGAACUGAUGUGUUGAACUGCGACCGACGGCUGACUCUUCGCAAGAAACAAAUUAUACCGAUCGAGGACCAGUAAUCUCGUAACGUAGGUAUCGCGUGCACGACGAGCCGUUUGUUUGCGUUUGAUUUUUCCGUGCACCCGUACGUAGUCAUUGCCAGUGUACAGUCAUCGUUAAACAUUUGAUUAACAAUCGCUUUUACACCGGCCUCCUGUUUUUCCGUUCGUUUCUCGUCUCGCGUAGCAUGCCAUCAACAGUUCUUCUCGACUAACCGUGUUCGCGUGACGCUCGCACGAUGCCGGGGUCUACAGAUUCCGAGAAACAUCUAAGAAUGAAAAAGCGUAGUUUAGCUGGAAAUGUAGCCCUUGGCUUUUACGUAUUGGCUUUAGUGUUUGUGUUUACUGCAUUUUUCUCAACCAGUUGGUUAGUCAGUGAUGGAAGAAUCACAGGUGCAAAAUUAGAAAGUUUUGGGCUAUGGACGCAUUGCUUUCGUUCACUACCCGAUCCCAACGAUCCAGCGGAACGAAGAUUUUUUGUUGGUUGUCAUUGGAUUUUCGACCCUUUCACCAAGGGAUACGAUGAAAUUAAAGGAUUUUUAUUACCAUUUCAUGUAGUGGCUACUCAGUUCUUCUAUACAAUCACAUUCCUUGGGACAUUGUUGUCUGCUGUUGGAUCAUCAAUGUUUCUUCUGUGCUGUACGCCUGAAGAAAAACGUUUCAUUCAAAUAACUUUUGUGUUGGGAAUAACAUUGAUUGUAUCUGGUGUAUCUGCUGCAAUUGCUGUAUUAAUAUUUGCUUUGUUUGCCAACCAACCUCGAUGGAUGCCUGGCCAUGAUAACAACUUUUUCGGUUGGGCAUUUGGUGUGGCUAUUGCAAGUUUCUUUGCUUUACUAGCAUCUGGAGCAUUUUACUUGGUAGAAACUAACAUUCAAGUGAAGAAAAGAAAAUAUUUAAAAGAAUCUCAAACUAAAUUUGAUAUGGAGACAAAAACAUAAACAUUUUAUUUUAUUUUAAAAACAAUAAUAAUAAUGAAUCCCGUUUUAAAUCAUAAUUCUUUCAA